Molecule: messenger RNA, 1567 nt
Organism: Chironomus riparius
Lineage: Eukaryota; Metazoa; Arthropoda; Insecta; Diptera; Chironomidae
Source: the annotation of a GenBank genome assembly
UACGUAUACAUGCACACGGAAAAAAAAUAACGACAAUAAAUUCAAAUAUUCCCGCGUGUAUAAAUUUUCGUUCAGUCUACAUUGGUUUUUUGAAGAGAAAAGUUCACUUCGCAAAAGUUUUUUUUCAUUUUCAUAUCUUUAAAAAAUUAAUUAAUUACACUGUUUCUGUGGCAUUUCUGUGCAAAUUUACAUAUUAAUAAUUAAAAUAACGAGCUAGAGCAUCAAUUAGUUGUAUUAUAAACAGUCAAAACGGAUUCUAGAUAGAAAUAUCAUAACUUUAAAAUUAAAUAUGGGCGGUUCAAAAAUGUUACAAUUAGAUACAGUGAUCUCCAAUAUGAUAAAGACAUCAAGCAAUCAUGAACAGCGAGUGAGACGGUUUAUGACAACUCGAGAAGAAGCAGUUAAUCGAUGCCUAAAUUCUUUAAUUCAUACUUUAAGCUGCCGGGACGGUGACUCGUGCAAAGCUCAUGGAUGCAUGAAAAUGAAGCGGGUUGUCGAGCAUACAAAGACAUGCCCAAGGAAGAAUAACAACUUUCGUGGAUGUUCAAUUUGUACACAAUUGAUGAAUUUGUGCUUCUAUCAUUCGAAAAUAUGUCGUGCACACGUCUGUCAUGUACCAUUCUGUCGUAUCAUGAAGAAAAAAUUGCAAGCUUUGAAUGAACUCUAUGCUCAGAAGCAAAGUAUUCAAUCCAUGAAGCCUGUUUAUCAAUUUCCAAUACCUCCAAUUCACCCGCCUGUUUUAAAACAAUCAUCAUCAUCGUCCUUGUCAUCAAUUAAUGAUGGACCUGAUAUGAUUGAACCGCAACCAAAGAGAAUGAGAUUGGAUGACAGUGAAAGCUCAUCAUCAUCAUUCAGCGAUCAUAGUAAUAUUGAAGCUCAAAACUCUAAUUUUAAUUUUAAUAAUGUAUGUAAUUUGUUACAAGAGCCACAGGCAGCCGUUUAAGCAAAGCAUUUUCUGAAAAUGAUAAAGAAAAAAAAAAUCUUCCAAGAAAAACUUUUUCCAUUACACACUUUUCUUUUUCAAAUCCAAGUCAACAAAAAUCUAUAACUAUAACUAUAAAAAAAAUGGAAAUACAGAAAAAAAAUUGUAAAACUCUCCUCAGUAACUGUUUAGUGUUUAAAAACAAGGAAGAACAUCUAGAACUUACUAUAAUUUUUAAAUGGCAUCAAAUUGUGAGUGAAUAUCACUCUAAAUUUUGUUGAGAUUUAAUGAUUCAGAAUCACUGUGAUGUCAUUUAAGGUUUAAAUACUUUAAAAACUUUAUUUACUAUAAUUUAGAAUAAUUAAAUUAAAUUCCAUUCAUCAAAAGAUUUUGAAGCAAUCCACACGAAGAAAUUUAAAAUUUUUCGAGUUUUUUUAUGAAAUUUUAAUCAUUUCCACAUCUGGUUUUUGUUAAAAGCACGAACCAAUAACUUUAUAAAAUACAGAAAACUCGCUUAUUGUGGAUUUUCCUUUCUAAAUGCCAUCAGAACUUUGUAAUAGGAUUAAAAUAAAAAGAUAUGAAAUUUUGGAUAAAUGUAAUUAACUUUUUAACUUUUAAGAAAUUUUGUAGACCAUUUCGUUGUUG